This is a messenger RNA of Pipistrellus nathusii (Nathusius's pipistrelle), 300 nucleotides long. The record is from the annotation of a GenBank genome assembly. NCBI's taxonomy places the organism in Eukaryota, Metazoa, Chordata, Mammalia, Chiroptera, Vespertilionidae.
AUGGCCCAGAUGGCAACCACUGCCCCUGGUGUGGCUGUGGGCUCUGCUGUAGGCCACACACUUGGCCAUGCCAUCACUGAGUGCUUCAGUGGAGGAAGUAAUGCUGAGCAUGAAAGACCUGACAUCACUUACCAGGAGCCCCAGGGAAUGCAGGUAUACCAGCAGCAGCAGCAGUUUGGCCCAUGCCACUAUGAGAUGAAACCGUUCUUGGAGUGUGCCCAGAACCAAGGUGACCUUAAGCUUUAUGAGGGUUUCAGCGAGGUGCUGAAACAAUGCAAAUUUGCAAAUGGAUUAGCCUAA